AUGGAGGACUCACUGGCCUACGCUUCGUCGGCACCGGCACAAGGCUUCGAUUCUUCCGGCAGUCACUCUCAAUACGAAGGUUCUUCGCAGGCCUCGGCUUACCAACGUUCUUUCGAAAAUUCUGGUGCGUUCAGCGUGAUGCCACCUGCUCCGUCCUCGUCCUGGGAAAACCUAGCCUCCCAAAACUCCCUUCCGCCGCCUCCGCCGCUUCCCCCUUCGGAGGUCCCGGGUCAGCAAUACCUUCCUCCGGAAACCCUAGAUCAACAUCACAAUAAGCAGCCUCCGUCGGAUACCGCCGCUUCGCAGAAGCAUCUGGAUCGCGAUUAUAUGGAGUCUUACGCUCGAAACCGCGAUGCUCACAAGCGGGAGAGCGUGGAGAGGCAGUUGAUAUCCGAAAGCGGCCUCGUUGGUACUCACAGUGGUACAGACAGAGAGUGCUCUGGUGGGGAAGAAGAGACCAGCAGCCGACGGCGCCGGCGGAGCCGUUGGGAUCCACCAUCGGAAGCUGAUCAGAACGGCGAUGGGUCUGGCGCUGGCAGUCGGAAGAGGAAGUCGAGGUGGUCUGAAGAGGAGCCGAGGUCCUUUCAGCUACCGGAUUUUAUGAAGGAUUUCACUGCCGAUCUUGAUCCCGAAGUCCAAGCCCUCAACAUCAGGCUUCUGGAGAUUAGCCGCCUCCUCCAGUCAGGCCUACCGUUGGAUGAUCGCCCUGAGGGAGCACGUUCUCCAUCGCCUGAACCCAUCUACGACAACAUGGGUAUUCGUAUAAACACAAGAGAGUAUCGGGCGCGUGAGUACCUCAACAAGGAGCGUCAGGAGAUUAUAUCACAGCUUAUAAAGAAGAAUCCAGCGUUCAGACCUCCAGCGGAUUACCGUCCACCCAAGCUUCAGAAAAAGCUCUACAUCCCCAUGAAGGAGUACCCUGGGUACAACUUCAUUGGACUUAUCAUUGGGCCUAGAGGCAACACUCAGAAAAGAAUGGAGAAAGAAACAGGUGCCAAGAUAGUAAUCAGGGGGAAAGGCUCGGUAAAAGAAGGCAGAUUGCAGCAGAAGAGGGAUCUGAAGCCAGAUCCUUCCGAGAAUGAGGAUUUACACGUAUUGGUUGAAGCUGAAACACAGGAAUCUCUUGAUUCUGCGGCGGCCAUGAUUGAGAAGCUUCUAACACCUGUUGAUGAAGUGUUAAAUGAGCACAAGAGGCAGCAGCUGAGGGAACUUGCGGCCCUUAACGGAACCAUAAGAGAUGAGGAAUUUUGCAGGUUGUGUGGUGAGCCUGGACACCGGCAGUAUGCAUGUCCUGCUCGAACUUCUACAUUUAAGAGUGAUGUGCUGUGUAAGAUUUGUGGAGAUGGAGGACAUCCUACUAUUGACUGCCCCAUGAAAGGUUCAGGGAAGAAACUGGAUGAUGAAUAUCAGAAUUUCUUAGCUGAGUUGGGUGGUGCUGCCCCUGACUCAUUGUCAAAGUCAAGCGCGUCAUUGGCGAUUGCAGGUCCUCCUGGCAGCAAUCCUCCUUGGGCAAACAACACUAGUACUGGUAGUGCUUCUACUCAGGCAGGAUUAACCAAUGGGGUUAAAAAGGACUAUGAUGAAACAAAUUUGUAUAUUGGAUAUCUACCUCCGACUUUUGACGAUGAUGCGCUCAUAAGAUUGUUUUCUCCCUUUGGUAGUAUUGUCACAGCAAAGGUGAUUAAAGAUCGGAUGAGUGGGCUAAGCAAGGGUUAUGGCUUUGUGAAGUAUUCAGAUGUUGCUCAGGCCAACCAGGCUAUAGCUAGCAUGAAUGGAUAUCACUUGGAAGGGCGAGUUAUAGCAGUUCGAGUAGCUGGAAAACCACCUCAACCUGCUGUUCCCCCGGGCCCCCCUGCUCCACCACCUCCUGCUUAUCCUCCUCCAGAUGCAUCUUCUGGGGGUUAUCCAUCUCAACAAUAUGCAUCAGGUGGACCUCUGGCAAAUCCACCCCCACCUCCCCCCCCAGGAAGUUACAUGAGUGCACCAACUCCAUGGGGCCCACCACUUCCUCCACAUUAUGGAUAUAUCCCACCACCCCCUGGGUCAAGCAUGUACAACACUUAUGGCAUGCCUCUCCCUACCUCACAUCAAACCGUACCUCCUCCGGGUGCUCCAUCUAGUGAAGCGAUGCAGAACUUUCCCCCUGGAGUACAAUCCCAGAGCCCAUUGCCUGGACCACCUGCACCAAACACCAUGUAUCCAAACCUCCAGCCUGCAUACCAACCCCCGUCUUUUGUCUACCAAUCCAAUUACGGUGCCGUUCCGCCAGUGCCUCCUCCGAACACAGACCCCUCACAAGGUGUCGGUAGUGUACCGUGGGCAUCUAAUCCUCUAGCCUCCCAACCUGCGUCAACUUCAUCUGCAGACCAGGCUGCUACCUAUGGUGGGGACUCGGAGUAUGAGAAGUUUAUGGCCGAAAUGAAGUGA
Molecule: messenger RNA, 2427 nt
Organism: Spirodela intermedia
Lineage: Eukaryota; Viridiplantae; Streptophyta; Magnoliopsida; Alismatales; Araceae
Source: the annotation of a GenBank genome assembly